Messenger RNA from Cydia amplana, 556 nucleotides. RefSeq lists its product as uncharacterized. The coding region runs from base 83 to 493 and encodes 136 amino acids. The transcript is spliced from 3 exons. Lineage: Eukaryota; Metazoa; Arthropoda; Insecta; Lepidoptera; Tortricidae. The record is from RefSeq and is a predicted model, not a curated record.
AUUUAAUUUAGUUUCAUUAUAUUAGUAAAUAUGUGCCUGUUUUAUGCAUUAAUCUCCGCUUUACAGAAAUUAGUUAACCGCUAUGAUAUCCAGAAUAUUCAAUAGGCCAAAGGAUCAUCUGUUUUUACAAUUCAUCAUCCUUUUAUUAAUCGUCAGUGUUGUCUAUUUAUACUUGAAUCAUCUUCAAGAAACGUAUAAAACUGCCCAGUGGUCGGGAGAGAGAUGUAUAUCAGAGUUAGGAUCAGUUAAAUAUCAAUUGAGUGUGGUCACAGACUACAAAAAUCGAAUAGAUAAAAUGCUGACAGAGGCCCAAAAAGCGCAUGACGCUGACAAGGAAAAGUUUAAGGAUAUCAUGGAAAGCUGUAUUGCUAUGAAACAGCAAGCUACUAUUUGUCAGAGCCAGUUUGAGGACCUGCAAUUGGAAUGUAAAAAAGUUAGGGAAGACUAUGAUAAGAUUAUUUCAAAACCUGAUAAAUUAAAAGUUCGUAGAUAAUCUUUUCAAAUUUGAUUUGUUUUUAUAAAUUUGUAAACUUCCUGGAUAAAUAAUAAAGAUUUG